Messenger RNA from Acanthoscelides obtectus, 2292 nucleotides. NCBI's taxonomy places the organism in Eukaryota, Metazoa, Arthropoda, Insecta, Coleoptera, Chrysomelidae. The record is from the annotation of a GenBank genome assembly.
AUGCGUCUACUUUUAGUGUACCCACCAGCAAGGUGGAAAAAUGGUUCAACAGAUAUGCUGACUGUUAAAGUGAAAAAUGGAAAACCAAUCAUUAUCGUGGAGGGAAAAACAAUUCACUUGACUGAACAGAUCAGUGAAAAUACGAUAAGGAUAGAAAAGAUUGGUUCUCUAUUAAAAAUUGAAGGAGAUGACGGGGUGCCAAGGAUCGAGAAAGUGGACAAGUACUACAUCAUCAAUCCAGCAGAUUUGAUACAAGUUGGUAGCAAUGAUGAUAAAACUGAUGGAUAUAUUGUAAAAGUGUUGAUAAAUGAGCAGAACUUCGGUUUGUGGAAAUUCACUGACACUGAAGGAACAUGUAAAGGUGAAAAACGAGAUCCUUCUACGAAGAGUGUGUUGUUGAACUUCUAUAACGGGCAAGGUUAUAAAGUGUAUGGUGUCGACAAAACCUUGAAUCCCAAGAAAAUCGCUUUAAGAUUCCAUAUCGGUACUUUUGACGAAAACAGUCUCAUAUACUUGGCCAAAGAUAGCGGCUGUUCCUAUAUAGCUCUCUACUUGAGCGACGGCUACAUCCAUUUCGAAGUCGUUCACAAUGAAACCGUCUCGAACCGUUUGAGAUCCGACCUCAGGUACAAUGACGGCAAACGGUAUCAAAUCGAAGUAACCAUGACCUACGAGAACAAUUACCAGUCGUACGAUCUAAGCGUCAGGGACGAAACGGGGAACAAGAAGAAUACAGACAAAAAAAACAAAAUGUUGUUGCCUAAACGAUUGGUGUUCAAAGUGAAGACCGCUCAUCAGUAUGUAGGAGGAGUACCACCAACCUUCGACAGGAGUUGCGUCAUUGGAGUAAGGUUGGAGUCGUUCUUGGGGAUUUUAGAGAUGAGUACCAGGUUGAUCAAUGAGAUUAUCUCGUACGGUGUUAUACAUAAGAAGAACGUCGAAUUCUAUCAUGCCUGGGCCCACGAAGGUGGUCACCUCCAACUGAAGACACCCGAAGAAAGACUUCUCAAUCUCUAUUUUGUCUUGAGACCUGUCAAACCAAACGGCUUGGUGAUGAAACUGAACGAAAACCAAAACAUCACCUUAGAGAACUAUAGACUGAAAGUAUCUGGCAUAGACCUUCUAUCCAGCACUGAACUUGUGGAAAAUGAUUACAACGUGGUGCAUUUGACCUUGGGAAAACAUAAGGCGCUCGUUGUGAAUGGACAGAAGGAGGAUAUCGCAUUGUUAGAGGAGAUUAUGAUCAAGGACCGUGUUGUGAUUGGUGGUAGAGAGGAUGGGUUUCAAGGAGGAAUCAGGCAUAUAUUAAUUAAUAAUAAAGAACAAGCACCACCAAUUCGAGAAAUCAACACAAAAAGCCUCGUGUCGAAUUUCACCAACUCGAUGCAAAACACCGAAGGUUGUGCCACUUUUGGCAGCUACACUGCUGAUCCUGAAGCUGUCAAGUACGGAGAUCACCCUAGGAGCUUCACGAAGCUAGAGUCCAGCUUCUGGAAGAGAGAUUAUAACGUUAGCUUGGAGUUCAGGACUUUCCAUUCUGAUGGGCUAAAACGGAAAAAGCGGAAGGUAAUGAAGCAGUUUGACAAAAAAGCAAAUGACGGAAUGUGGCACAUCAUAAACUUGGAGAAAAUGAAGAAGAAAUUGACGAUUACCAUUGACAAAGAGGCUAAAAUUAUUAAGAUAGCCAAACAUAAUCUGAAGGAUGAAGUAUACUUUGGAGGAGUACCUGAUGAUUUCAGUUACAACAAAAUUGAUAUUGUGAAUCCAUACAGAGGAUGCCUGAGGAAUCUAGUCAUAAAUAAUGAAGACCAAUUUUUGAUAAAUAAUAACAAAGAUGUAACCCAUUCAAAUAUACGACAAUGCUUCAUAAAUGUAGAGGAAGAGGAUGACUACCACAUAAACAAAGUAUUCGAAGUAAGUUUCGAAUUUCGUACUGCGGAGCAAAAUGGAAUUUUGAUCAGUAUUUCAAAGGCAAGAAACUCUCCAGCGAUGAGCGUCGAAAUGCAAAAUGGUGCUAUAGUAAUGGCUGUUGACUCAGGUGAAGGAGCCACUACGAAUGUCACCAAUAAUUUGGACUCUGAUUUUGCCCUGUGCAAUAAUAGUGCACCAGGCGGAACACUAAAAACAAGAGAAAAUUUCAAAGGCUGCUUACGAAACCUGAGGAUAAAUAACGAACGAAUAGACUGGGCAGAAAUGAAGCUACUCAACAAUAUAAUGCUGGAUUCGUGUCCGGUUGAUGCAUCGGAAAGCGGAAAUGUUGAAACCAGGAACUUUUAUACGGUAGUUACUUAG